CGCUAUUUACGGCGCGGAGCCGGGAAGAGCCGGGCGAGCGCUUGCAGGAGCUCGCGCCUGGCGGUGUCUGAGCGGAGUGGCGGGCCGAGGGGAGCGGAGGCCGGAGCCUACCCCGACCGCAGCGCCAAGCGGAGCUGAUCGGAGGAGCGGGGGCUGCGGAGUUAGAUCCUGCGCGGCACGCCCCUCGGCCGCGCUCCAUGUUCCGGCCGCGGUCCGAUCCCGCGCCCCGGGCAGCCCCCAUGCCCUGCGUGCGCCGGGAGCCGUAGGCUGCAGCUGAGCCGCGGCUCCGGGAGCCGGCGGGGGCGCCGCGGCCGUGGGGGGCGUCAAUGGAUCGCCACUCCAGCUACAUCUUCGUCUGGCUGCAGCUGGAACUCUGCGCCAUGGCCGUGCUGCUCACCAAAGGUGAAAUCAGAUGCUACUGUGAUGCCGCCCACUGUGUGGCUACUGGUUAUAUGUGCAAAUCUGAGCUGAGCGCCUGCUUCUCCAGGCUUCUCGAUCCUCAGAACCCAAAUUCCCCUCUCACCCACGGCUGUCUGGACUCUCUUGCAAGCACAGCAGACAUCUGCCAAGCCAAACAGGCACGAAACCACUCCGGCACCGCCGUCCCCACGCUGGAAUGCUGUCAUGAAGACAUGUGCAAUUACCGAGGGCUGCAGGAUGUCCUCGCCCCUCCCAAGGGGGAGGCCUCAGGACAAGGCAACAGGUAUCAGCCUGACGGUAGCAGAAACCUCAUCACCAAAGUGCAGGAGCUGACUUCCUCCAAAGAGUUGUGGUUCCGGGCGGCAGUGAUCGCUGUUCCCAUCGCUGGAGGGCUGAUCCUGGUGUUGCUGAUCAUGCUGGCCCUGAGGAUGCUGCGGAGCGAGAACAAGAGGCUGCAGGACCAGCGGCAGCAGAUGCUGUCCCGUUUGCACUACAGCUUCCAUGGACGCCACUCCAAAAAGGGGCAGGUUGCCAAGUUGGACUUGGAGUGCAUGGUGCCUGUGAGCGGCCACGAGAACUGCUGUCUGACCUGCGAUAAGAUGAGGCAAGCUGACCUCAGCCAUGACCGGCUCCUCUCGCUCGUGCACUGGGGUGUGUACAGCGGCCGCGGGAGGCUGGAGUUCGUAUGAUGGAGACUCCCCGGAACCCCACUUCCGGGACCCUCGAAGGCCCUUGAGUUCUGCUGGACAGGAGCACUUUAUCCGAAGAGAGACGCGCAAUCACCUUCGAGAGACAAAACGACCUCCGCACACCGAACCUGGGAUAUUUCUUCUGAAGGAUUAUUUGCACAGACGUGAAUAUGGUCCAGAUGUAUUAAUUUGCUUUCGGACAAUAAAAAGCAAAGAGAAGACUCUGCACUGUUUCCAGGGUUAUUUGCAUCCAGGGGAGCUGGAAUCGAGUACCUGAAUAAAUGAAAACGUGCUUUAUGGAAGUUCCUCCAUCUUGAUUUAUUGUAAAGAUUUAAAAAAAUAUAUUAUAUAUAUAUUUUGUCUGAAAUUUAGCAGUGUCUUGUCAUAAAUUAAAAACUAAGCGGGAAGGGUAAGGAAUUACAUGUUAAUUAUACAUAUGAAGAUCUGUCUGUCCUUGUUCACAGUAGGGUUUCAAUGACAGAUUUUUGGCUUGAUUGUUUUGUUUUGUUUUGUUUUUGUCCUUAAACAGGACCAAGAUCUUGUUUAUUCUCGUGUGGCACAGGUGUAAUUUUCUUACAGCGCAGAGCAUUUAUAAAUGCAUCCUGCCCAUCAUACCAGGACAUCAUGUUUUAUUCACAAUUUUUUGUUAGGAUGAUUCUGGUUUUUAGCUUUCAUCUAAGAGAAAUCUGAAACUUAUUUAUAAUUGAUCAAUUUCUUUAUUUUAUUACGGCCACACCUGCCGCAUACGGAAGUUCCGGGCUAGGGAUCGAAUUAGAGCUGCAGCUGCUGUCCUGCACCAGGGCCACAGCAACUCCAGGUCUGAACUUGUAUCUGCGAUGCAGCUUGAGGCAGCACGAGAUCCUUAACCCACUGAGCAGGGCCAGGGAUCGAACCUGCAUCCUCACAGACAGUAUGUCGGAUUCUUAACCCUCUGAGCCAUGAUGGGAACUCCUAUAAUGGAUCAGUUUCUGAAGUUGCCUUAGCAAAGGGUGAUAUUUAUCAACUUGAUCAGUAGCUCUGAUAGACGUUUGUUAAAUGUGUCUACCUCCAAUCAAAAAAAGAAUACUAAAUGAAACUUUUUUUUUUUUUUGGUAAAGUUAGUUAGUCUACUUUUACUGUUAGUGAAUUCAUCAGUUUAUUCAGUCUCAAACCUAAAUAAAUAUGUUGGACCCCAAAUUAGCCAAACUUUAUUGUGCCAUGUUCCUACUUUUUAAACCUUCCUUUCAUACAGUGUUAUACUAAUUUUUUUAUUUUUUUAACCUCUCGAUCUUUAGAAAGAUUUUCAAUAAUGAAGAUUAUUAUCAAUUGAGAUUUAAAUAACAAUGUCCUCCUCAAUUGAUUCUUUUAUUAAUACAACCAAAUAGACCAUUGAUUUUUAGCCAUGAAUAUACUAAGUAACAGUGUUCCCAUGCCUGUAGGACUUUGGCAACACAGCCUCGCCAGAAUUUAAACCCAUGUUGCAUUUGUGUACUUCCCCCCCCCUUCCAAAUGGGUCUUUGUUAUCUUAAGUGUGAGAAUACUUUGUAGGUUCUUUUCUCAAUUCUUUUGUAUAUUUGAAACUUUUGCUUAAAAAUUAACCUAUAGCCUGCAUAUUUGAAUACAUAUGGGCUUUUCUUUUAUGAGUAUUAAAGGAUUUUAUUGGAUCUUUCUGGGAUAUUUUCUGAUCAGCAUCAUUUGGGUCCCUUAAGAAGACAGAAGCAGUUGCCCAGUUCAUGGAAGAAUCUGAGAUGCCGGGAAAUACCUGGGUUAUUUAAUAAUGAAGAGCCCACAGCCCCAAACAAGUUAGGCUAUGGAAUAAAUAUGUGUUUUAAUAAA
Phacochoerus africanus (Common warthog) is the source of this 2924-nucleotide messenger RNA. It is a transcript of the gene BAMBI, whose product is annotated as BMP and activin membrane bound inhibitor. The record is from RefSeq and is a predicted model, not a curated record. The transcript is spliced from 3 exons. Gene Ontology annotation, molecular function: frizzled binding. The coding region runs from base 327 to 1109 and encodes 260 amino acids. Lineage: Eukaryota; Metazoa; Chordata; Mammalia; Artiodactyla; Suidae. Gene Ontology annotation, biological process: negative regulation of transforming growth factor beta receptor signaling pathway; positive regulation of canonical Wnt signaling pathway; transforming growth factor beta receptor signaling pathway.